AUGAAUGAUGAAAAAUGGGAUAGUAUUAAUUAUUUCUUGAAAUUUACGGAACCAAUUGUUGAUAUGCUAAGAAGUGCCGAUAUUGAUGGUCCAAAAUUACAUCUCAUCUAUGAUAUAUGGGACUCAAUAAUUGAGAAGGUCAAGAAAGUCAUCUUUGAGCAUGAGGGGAAAGAUCUCAUUUCCGGUCAAUCAAAUUUUUUUGAUACUAUUCAUGAUAUUCUUGUGGCUAGGUGGAACAAAAGUAACACACCUCUACAUUGUAUGGCACAUUCUUUGGUUCCCAAAUACUAUCAUGAAUCAUGGCUUCAAGGAGAGAAUCGAAUUCGAAAGCUAGCUCCUAAUGAAGAUAGUGAAAUUUCAUUGAAUAGAGUCAAGUGCUUUCAAAGGUACUUUAAAGAUUCUAAUGAAAUGAAACAAGUCUCAUUGGAGUAUGGAUCCUUUUGUAGCGGAAGUGGCUAUUUUAGUGAGCCUCACGUGAUUGAGGCUAUGAUGUAUGAAGAUUCUCUUUCUUGGUGGGCAAAUCAUGGGGUCUUGGCUCCACUUUUGCAACUAUUAGCUUACAAGUUGCUUACUCAACCGACUUCUUCUUCUUGUUGUGAAAGAAAUUGGAGUACUUAUUCUUUGAUUCACAAUAUCAAGAGAAAUAAGUUAGCAACUUCAAGAGCCGAAGAUUUAGUGUUUGUACAUUAUAAUCUCUGGUUGUUGUCUCGCAAGAAAGAGAAAAUAUAUGGGAUGUUGGUAUGUGGAGAUCGAUUUGAUAUUGAUGAGACAACUAAUGAUCUAACCGAGCUUUCAAUAGAUGAACCUCAAAUUGAAGGUGUGCUAUUUGAGGAAGAGUUUGAAGAUUUGGAAGAAGUUGAGGAAGAUUAUUUUCACUUUCAGUUUGUUUCAAGAGACAAGAGUUGUUAUCCAUGUUCUAAGGAAGAAUGGAAGAGUAAUCUCAUCUUGAAGAAUGGAAGAUUGAAUUCUACAAAAUACAUGUAA
Molecule: messenger RNA, 984 nt
Organism: Solanum stenotomum
Lineage: Eukaryota; Viridiplantae; Streptophyta; Magnoliopsida; Solanales; Solanaceae
Exons: 4
Coding region: 1-984 (327 amino acids)
Molecular function (GO): protein dimerization activity
Source: RefSeq, a predicted model, not a curated record